Mercurialis annua (annual mercury) is the source of this 1470-nucleotide messenger RNA. Its product is annotated as BTB/POZ domain-containing protein At1g21780. Lineage: Eukaryota; Viridiplantae; Streptophyta; Magnoliopsida; Malpighiales; Euphorbiaceae. The record is from RefSeq and is a predicted model, not a curated record. Gene Ontology annotation, molecular function: protein binding. The coding region runs from base 157 to 1137 and encodes 326 amino acids. The transcript has 4 exons.
UCUCCUAUACUUAAAAAAUAAAGGAAAAACAAAUCUUUUUGUCCUAAACUAAAAAGGCUUUAACAGUAAGCAAGCAAGUCUCGUGUGGUCUUUGAAUUUCCUCUUUAAAGAGCAGACUCGCUGAAGAAAGCACCACAACACAAGAAGAGUAAUUAAAUGGCAGAUUCAAAAGUGGAAACCAUCUCAAGAUUAGCGCAAUGGAAGAUCGAGAACUUCGGUCCCUGUUCUUACAAAAAAUCCGAUCCUUUUAAGGUCGGAAUUUGGAACUGGCAUUUAUCUGUGGAGAAGAAUCGAUAUCUUUAUGUUCGGCUAUUUCCAGAGCCAUCUCGAGCUUCUAAAGAGCAGCCUCCUAUUGCUAAAUUUGUUCUUCGCGUCUCUAAUGCUGGUCUUAAUCGUAGACCCUACAUCUCUCCUGUUCAUGAGAAAUUGCUUCGGACUUGUGACGACUUUGUCUGGCCUGUUGAUUCCACAUUUCAUGGUCGCUUCAUCAUUGACGUUGAAUUUUUUGACAUCAAAGUCUGCCCUUUGAACGGCGGGGAAGCCAAUUCUAUAUGGCCUGGUGAUGGAAUGAUGCAGUCAGUUUCAACCCAAAGCACACUUCGAUGUCUCUCUCGCAUGUUGGAUGAGGCGAUCCAUGCUGAUGUUACAAUCCACACUUCUGAUGGCACUCUAAGAGCUCAUAAAGCAAUUCUUUCUGCAAGUUCGCCAGUUUUCCAGAGCAUGUUCCAUCACGACCUCAAGGAAAAAGAGUCAUCCACGAUCUAUAUAGAAGACAUGUCAACAGAGUCUUGCAUGUCUCUACUAAGUUACUUGUACGGAAGCAUUAAACAAGACGAUUUCUGGAAGCACCGGUUAUCAUUGCUUGGAGCAGCAAACAAAUAUGAUAUUGCAGCACUUAAAGAUGCUUGCGAGGAAAGCCUAUUGGACGACAUCAAUUCCGGAAAUGUCCUUGGGAGGCUGCAAGAAGCAUGGCUUUACCAGUUAGACAAGCUGAAGAAAGGAUGCUUAGUGUACCUAUUUGAUUUUGGCAAGAUAUAUGAUGUUAGAGAAGAGAUGAAUAACUUUUUCAGGCAAGCUGACAGAGAGUUGAUGCUUGAAAUGUUUCAGGAGGUGCUGACAGUUUGGAAACCUGUAUAAUUUGCUUACUGUUUGGAAAAUCUUGCCUAGUCCGGGCUCACUAGCGAGAGAGAGCGGUCGAUGAUGGACUGGAGCUAGGUAAGAAAUUUCCCUGCUGGAUAGUUGUGAAUACUCGUGAAAGUUGCAUGUCAGUAUCCCAUGUAUUGUCUUUAGUUUUUGCUGGACAAUCGAAAUACAGAGUUACUUGAUGGGAAUUUCUUGUCUAACCCGGAUCCAUGCUUUAUCAUAGAUCUAAAUCGAUCGAAGUUAGAAAAAAUUGUGUAAGAUUUUAUAACAUCUAAUUGUUUGGUUCGGCAUGAAUCCGGUCUAGGUAAGAAAUUUUGUUACCUUAUA